Columba livia (rock pigeon) is the source of this 3051-nucleotide messenger RNA. It is a transcript of the gene TAL2, whose product is annotated as TAL bHLH transcription factor 2. NCBI's taxonomy places the organism in Eukaryota, Metazoa, Chordata, Aves, Columbiformes, Columbidae. The transcript has a single exon. Gene Ontology annotation, molecular function: protein dimerization activity; RNA polymerase II cis-regulatory region sequence-specific DNA binding; DNA-binding transcription factor activity, RNA polymerase II-specific. Gene Ontology annotation, biological process: regulation of transcription by RNA polymerase II. The record is from RefSeq and is a predicted model, not a curated record. The coding region runs from base 1 to 354 and encodes 117 amino acids.
AUGGCAAGGAAGAUCAUCACCAACACCAGGGAGCGAUGGAGGCAGCAAAAUGUUAACAGUGCCUUCGCCAAGCUGAGGAAACUCAUUCCCACCCACCCACCAGACAAAAAACUGAGCAAGAAUGAGACACUCCGGUUAGCUAUGAGAUACAUCAACUUCCUUGUCAAGAUCCUGGGGGAGCCUGGCCUGCAGCAGACAGCAGUAGCAGCGCGGGGCAGCAUCCUGGAGUUCUUCCAGCAAGCCCCACACUUGCAAAGCAUGGAGGAGCUGACUCUGAUAGAAAACUGUGGAGUCUCAUCUCCUGGCAUGAGCAGCAACAUCGUAGAGUGUUGGUCAGAGACAUCAUUUCCCUAGCAGACUUGGUGUUAGUCUGACAGACCUGCUCUUUCUGCAGAAUCUAUGGGUUUCUUCUCUAGUUACAGUGAUUAUUUAUUAUUGGUUUAUUUGGUAUAUUUUUAUCUAAUAGGAAAGAAAAUCCUUGGUCAGCCAACAACCUGCAAGACUGGACAGAGAACUUGCAGCCCCUGGGAACCUGGAAUGACUUACUGCUGCCACAGCAGAGUCCAACACAGAAGGGCCUUCUGCCCUGAUGUCCUCCAUAAAUCAGGCCAUAGAAAUUCAUCCAGUGUUUCUGGCAUGGAAGCAGAUUAUUCUUUCAUGAGGAAACUCUGCUGAGCUCAAGAAUGAUGACUGCACCACAAAAUUUGUCCAAGACAGACAUCUGGCCUCAGUAGUGAAAGAUUUUGAGAGAUGCAACGUUUGCCACAGUUCUCCAAUAGUGGUUCCAGGGGCUGACUACAUUGACUCUUCAGACUGUGGAUCUUAUUUCCAGCUCUUUUUUUUUUUUUAAAUACAAGCCCUAGCCCUUGAACCUGGCUGCAUCUUUCUCCAUCAUAAUGGAGAGAUCACUAGUGUCAGAGCAAAAUGCUAUUAAAAAAUUUAAACAUAAGGUUGAAAGAAAAAUGUCAAUUUACAAUAAAAGUAGACAGUCAUAGAUGAGUUUCAGUGGUAAACCUCCUCUGUAGCAGUGACAGUGUGCAAGGCAAGAAAGUUGAUCAGCAACGUUCCAGCUGCCUUAAAGGUUGUCAGAUUGUUAGCUAAGUAUCUUUGUUCUUCAACAGCUAUAGAUAGCUAUGGGUGUAGGUCUUCUUUUGGGAGGGAGGUCCUAGGUGAAAGGCAUUAAUGAGGCACUGUGAAAACCUUCAGGAAAUGUCAGUGAGCAGUGCCCCUCCUAUGCCAGAGUGCAGAAGGAGCUGCAGCGUGUCUGGGCCUGGCAGAAGAUUGCUGGGCAUGCACCGCUGCUGGACUGCAGUGCCCCUCCGGCAUUAAGCUCCUGAACAGCUCUGCUUUUGCUCCUUCAGGGAGCAGAACUGAGCUGCACUCAGCUUUGCUGUCACCUGUAACACCCUGGUGCUAUGAUGCCGGGCUGAGUGAAGCUGGGUUGAUGUCUGGCCCAGGCAGGGUACCAAGACCACGGACAAGACUAGGGGUAUGCUGCUUGCAUACCCAGCUGACUACCUUUAAACUCCCCGCUUUCACCUGCUGUGCUUGAGGUUUCUGCAUCUGGACACUAUCCUAAAUGGGCUGAUGGAGCAAACACAAAGAAAUUGGUGUAAAGGCCUUUCACUUGAUUCACUGGGUCACUUCCCCACAGGAUAUUCCAGCCAUCAUGCUGUAGGUGUUUAGAUGCCAAGCAAGACUAAAAGAGGUCUCAUGAAGGUGACCAUUGUGGGUUGUUGCCCACAAAUUAAUUUAAUUUCCUGAUUAAGUUAUAACCUGUGCCAACAGAGGUCUGGAUUACUCAUGCAUGUUAUAAAGUUGCCCAGAGCAACAGAAAACCUGACACCAGGUUUAAGUAGAAGUGCUUCCUAGUCAGAUCCUGCUCCCACUGACACAGGUCCUUUUGAUCUCCAUGUGGACCAAGGUAUAUGUCAAUGCUUAGAAAAGACAACUGUUCACCACUGGUGAAGAAAUGGAGCUCCCAUGUGUGAAGGCACAUCCCUGGGCUGUUUCUGUUUAUCCUUGAGACACUGAUCUGCCUUCAGGAAGCAGAGAUAGGGUUCAUGCAUGUAACACAUACAGCACUUCCGUGUGAUGGGAUUUGGCACCCAAAGCUGAGCUGCCUUUCAAAGCCUCACCAACCAUCAGGUGACCAAAGAAGCCAAGGCUGGCUCCUGCUAAGCAUGUAUUGGGUGUCUGACAGGAACAAAGCUUACCUCAUCCAGGGCUGGUGCUGUAAAGCACAGGCUUGCCAGUGUACAGAUUUUGACCAAAGGAAAAAGAAAAGGAAAACCCAAAAUUGUUCAUGGUGAUUUCAUUUUGUUUCUGAACACUGCUAAUCUUCAGUUUGCUUACCCCUGAUUUCUGAGCUGUCAGGGCUUGAGACUCCACUGGAGAACAGCUAAAUGGAAAUACACUGAAUGUUUUUUUCACGGUCCAUAAAAUCAGUGCUGUUUUCUCCCCACCUCUGCCUGCUUUGAUGUUACUAUAUGGAGUCACAGACACUUCCACAGAGCACCUCAAGCGUAAUGAGCCAAGUCCUCCUCCCUGCUUUCUGUUGACUUACUGGGUGUUACAGCAGGAUAAAUUAGUUGAAGUAGAUGAGAGCACUUAUUGGCAAGGUGUGGUAAGGGCUAUUUGGUCUAUCGUCAGCCACUUGCUAUCCUAAGAAACACAUGUCAGCAAGGCAAGCCCAAACAUCUUAUGAGCAGAGUUAUUGUCCAGGGAAGGAGAAGAAAACCUUGACAUUUUCUAACAUUAUGUGCUUUUUAUAUUUUCUGUCCUAAAAAUCUUCCCUUCUUGUUAUUGCUUUGGAUAAUAUCAAUGCUUUGUUUGUUCUUUCCAUUUAGAAGCUGUCUACUCUCAUGUUCAGCAUGUAUUUGACUAGAUCUAUCUACCAAAGAUUUUUGUUUUGGUCAGGUUUCUUCCUCACCUUUUGUGGAUUUCUUAUCUGCAUGAUCAUGAACAAACACAGUGUACCCGAUCACAUUUUGUACUAUAUGAUGUUAUUUGACAUCUAAUAUAUUCCAAAUAAAUUAUUUAAGGAACUAA